AUGGAAGAUCGCAUUCAGUUCGACAUUAAUGACUCGCUCAAAUUUUAUUUAAGCGAUCCGGCCUCCGUGCCUACGCUCGAUGCCGAUCCCGACCUGCUCGACUGCGAAACCGACCCAGAUCAAUUGUCACCCGUCAUUAUCGAUAACGUUCUUAAUCCGAUCGUGGAUGCCAUUGCUGAGCAUCCGGAAGGCCUCGCUAGGGGAUCUUUCUAUGAUUCAUUGCAAUUCCUAUUGAAAUACUCCGUCUUUUUCCCCACCCGAACUCUAAGCAAACUCCUCGAUCUUGUCGUUUCCGGCCUCUCGGUAGAAGCAGAUAUUAUCCAUGGCGAUCUCGAAUCUGACGAGCAGGACGCAAUCCAGCAGCAUAAAACCUUAUUGGAGAUGUACGGGUUCCUACUGCAGUGGGCCUUUUCGGCUGUUGAGCUCAAAGCCGCUGAAAAGCCAACGGAGGCUGCUCCUGCCAGGAGAGGCGCAGGCAAAUCUACCAAAUCUAAGGCCAAUACCAAGGAUGGAAAUUGGGACUGGACAGCACAGAUUCAAGCUGCAAUGGAAACCAUGUGCAAGGUGAUGAAACUUAAACUGGGCAGGAUUUUCUUGACAACUUCAGACCGCGAUACAUUCAUCAACCUGUUCACCCGCUCAAUCUAUCUGAUCCUGGAGAGUGAGCAGCGCGUUAAGAGCAUGAGCAUUCGGAUGCAUGCCUUCAAGGUCCUCUGCAUCGCGGUGAAACACCACGGACAUGCAUUUGGGGCCCAGACAUCUAUUGUACAAAGCCUGACAUAUUUUGAGCACUUGUCCGAACCGAUGGCAGAAUUCUUGCACAUCCUCGCGGAACAAUAUGACUACCCCCAGCUCUCGGAUGAGAUAUUGAAGGAGCUUGGGAACAAAGAGUUCAAUUCCAAUGAUACCCGCGGACCGAAAUCUGUCUCCUCUUUCAUCAUCAAACUCUCAGAGCUAGCACCUCGGUUGAUCAUUAAGCAGAUGACUCUCUUAGCUAAACAGCUAGACAGCGAGGCCUACACCCUGAGAUGCGCAGUGAUUGAAGUCUGCGGAAAUUUGAUAUCCGACCUCAGUCGGCAAGAAGAACGGGGCGAUAAUUACAAAACCCAGAUAAACGCUUUCUUCGACGUUCUAGAGGAACGCUUUCUUGACAUUAAUCCUUACUGCAGAUGCCGGGCCAUUCAGGUAUAUAUGAGAAUUUGCGAUUUGGAGCAAAAAUUUCCGAAAAGACGGCAUGCAGUUGCAGAGCUGGCGGCGAGAAGUCUGGAAGACAAAAGCAGCAAUGUACGACGGAACGCUAUCAAACUACUCGCCAAAUUGGUCUCAACCCAUCCAUUCGGUGUCAUGCAUGGAGGGCAGCUUUCACUUAAAGAGUGGGCAGCACGGCUCGAUGGAGUAGAUGCUGAGCUGAAUGCGCUGAGACCCCCUGAAACACAGGGCUUUGAAGGUGGUGAUGCAUCCCAUGUUGAUAGUGUAUUAUUGGAUGAUGCAACUCAAUUGCCAGAAGAGUCUCCAGCCAAAACAACACGUCUGACUGAGGAACAGAAAGCAGCAGCAAUCAAGCAUGCCGCGGAACAGGCGGCAACGUCAGAACUGCUCACACGACUCCAGCUAACAAGAAAAUAUUACAACGAGGCCAUCCGCUUCAUUGAAGUCCUUCACGUGGCCUCUGCUACUGUUGCUCAGCUCUUAUCGUCAAGGAACAAAAGUGAGGCUAUUGAAGCCAUGGACUUCUUCGUCGUACUUGAUGCCUACAAGGUUGAGACUUCCCGUAGUGGAAUUCGCCGAAUGCUGCGACUUAUCUGGACAAAAGGUAACAGUGAUGAAGGCAAGGGAGUCCAAACUCAUCUGAUCGACUGCUACAAGGGGCUUUUCUUCGAAGCACCGGACUCGUUCAGUCCAAAUGAUGCUGCAAAUUACAUAGCACGGAAUAUGAUUAGCUUGACCUUUGGCGCAACACCUGCUGAGCUCACUUGUCUAGAACAGUUAUUGAGCACCAUGAUGAAGGCAGGCCACAUACCUGAAGUCGUCAUUUCGAAGUUGUGGCAAGUAUACGGCGUGCAAAAGAAGGAAAUCUCGAAGACACAACGUCGAGGAGCCAUCAUUGUCCUUGGCAUGCUGGCUUUGGCGGACCCUGAGGUUGUCAUUAAGGAGCUCGAGACGAUGCUACGGAUUGGUCUUGGAAAUCUCGGAAGAUCCGACCUUGUGCUUGCGAAAUAUACAUGCACUGCUCUACGUCGGAUGGUGCCGGGCCGUCAGGCAAAGUCAAAAGACAUUGGCAUACCUAAGUUGGCAAAUGAUCAUCCAGUCCUUUCCAACCUCGCGGCUAUCAUAGAGAUUGUAUCAAUGAGCAAAGAGUGGUACGGAGUGGCGGAGCAAGCUAUUAGCGCCAUCUAUACACUAUCGAAGCAUCCAGAUGUGCUAUGUUCUGACAUUCUCAAACGGAAGACUAGAUUUGUCUUCCAGACUCAUGCUCAAAGGUCUUGUUCUCAAGCACCUGGUGAAGGACAGGAACAACAGCCUGGCAUCACUCCCACCGAGAGCCAAGCAACAGGGCCAAAGACAUCCCCCGCCGGUUUGUCACAGCUGCUCUUUGUUGUCGGCCAUAUCGCGAUCAAGCAAAUCGUUCACCUGGAAUUGUGUGAGCUUGACUUUAAGCGCCGCAAGGCAGAACAGGAAAAGAACAAACCUGCGCAACCAUCAGAACACAAAGAUUCCAAAGAGGAGGAUGAAUUAGAUCUUAUCGGCGGGACAACCGAGGACGACUUCACAGACGCCAUGGCUCAUAUUCGUGAGAGGGAGUUGCUCUACGGAGACAAGUCGCUGCUUUCCAAUUUUGGCCCCUUGGUCACGGAGAUCUGCGCCAACAGCAACAUAUACUCUGACCGAGACCUUCAAGCAGCGGCAACUCUUUGCAUGGCUAAGCUCAUGUGUGUUUCGGCGGAGUACUGCGAGAAAAAUCUUCCACUUUUAAUCACCAUCAUGGAGCGUUCAGAUGACCCCAUAGUUCGCAGUAAUGUCGUCAUCGCUCUUGGAGACAUGGCAGUCUGUUUCAACCACCUGAUUGAUGAGAACACUGAUUUUCUCUAUCGUCGCUUGAAUGAUGACGAUGUUUCGGUAAAACGCACGUGCCUCAUGACUCUCACGUUCUUGAUCCUGGCGGGCCAGGUCAAGGUCAAGGGGCAGUUGGGCGAAAUGGCCAAGUGCCUCGAAGAUGAGGAUAAGAGAAUUGCCGACUUGGCACGUAUGUUCUUCACAGAAUUGGCCACCAAGGACAACGCUGUUUAUAAUCACUUUGUGGACAUGUUCAGCCUGCUGAGCGCGGAACGCAACCUGGAGGAGACUUCAUUGAAACGCAUCGUUAAAUUCCUGGUUGGUUUCGUCGAAAAGGAGAAACAUGCACGACAACUUGCCGAGAAACUAGCUGCUCGACUGCCAAGAUGCGAGACUGAACGCCAAUGGAACGACGUUGCUUAUGCCCUGUCUCUACUUCCCCACAAGAAUGAGGACAUUACCAGAACAGUGACUGCAGGCUUCAAUAAGGUUGUUACUGCAAAUGCCUGA
Molecule: messenger RNA, 3564 nt
Organism: Aspergillus aculeatus ATCC 16872
Lineage: Eukaryota; Fungi; Ascomycota; Eurotiomycetes; Eurotiales; Aspergillaceae
Product: condensin subunit YCS4
Exons: 6
Coding region: 1-3564 (1187 amino acids)
Biological process (GO): mitotic cell cycle; meiotic chromosome condensation; mitotic chromosome condensation
Cellular component (GO): nucleus; condensed chromosome, centromeric region
Molecular function (GO): histone binding
Source: RefSeq, a predicted model, not a curated record